Messenger RNA from Fulvia fulva, 2559 nucleotides. RefSeq lists its product as uncharacterized. Bases 1 to 2559 code for a protein of 852 amino acids. Gene Ontology annotation, cellular component: plasma membrane. The transcript has a single exon. The record is from RefSeq and is a predicted model, not a curated record. Gene Ontology annotation, molecular function: calcium-activated cation channel activity. Lineage: Eukaryota; Fungi; Ascomycota; Dothideomycetes; Mycosphaerellales; Mycosphaerellaceae.
AUGGACAUCCUCAAAGAAGGCGGUAACCGCUCUUCUGGCUCGACCUCUGGCCGACAAGUUUUGGGAGCUUUCAUUCCAGCGCUGGUCGUUGCGAUAGCAUACACGAUCGCCUUCGUCCUGGUUCGGAACCAAUUUCGCAAGGUUUAUGCUCCAAGGACGUUUCUAGGUACGAUUCCGGAGAAAGAUCGAACGCCAACAUCACGAGCGGAGCAAUGGUGGUGGUUCAAGGAUUUCAGAAAACUUCCAGACCACUUUGUCAUGCGGCACAAUUCUCUCGAUGCAUUCCUCUUCUUGAGAUUUCUGAGGCUGUUGAUGUACAUUUGCCUGGGUGGAGCUCUUCUGACAUGGCCGAUCUUGUUUGCAGUCAAUGCUACUGGAGGUGGCAAUGCAACACAACUGGACAGGCUUAGCAUCGGAAAUGUCUCCAAGACUGGACACCUUUGGGCUCACACCGUUGUGGCGUGGUUCUUGUUCCUGGGCAUAUUCUGUGUCAUUGCUUGCGAACGACUGCAUCUGAUCGGUGUACGAAAAGCGUGCUAUCUGAACGAUACUUAUACUUCAAGGCUGUCUGCCAAGACUGUCUUGUUCAUGAAUGUACCGAACGAGGCACUGCGACCCGAGAAUCUGAAGCAAUCUUUUGGCAAGGAUGCGGUGCGAAGCUGGCCAGUCAAGGACAUAGGUGACCUUGAAGAACUUGUCGAGGAGCGAAAUGGCGCAGCAUACGAGCUUGAAUCAGCGGAGAUGGAUCUGAUUCAGAAGGCUGUCAAGAAGCUGGGUAAGAACCAGCAAAGGAUCAACGGCAGCGCGACCAACGUCAAUGAAGCAGAGGAACAGUCUUUGGUACCCAAAGCGCAGCGGCCCACAACCAGGAAGCCGCCCGUCAUCGGCUCCAAGGUGGACCGCAUCACUGAGGCUCGUAACAAGGUUCUUGAGAUCGCCGACACCAUCGAGGCGCGGCGCGCAGCUCCAAGUCGAAAUAUUGGCAAGGAGUCGGCCGUCUUCGUUACAUUCUCAAGUCAACAAGCAGCCCACAUUGCUUUCCAGCAGAUCUCCUUCCAGCCUCGGAUUCCCAUUCAGGAUCGAUUUCUUGCUGUUCAGCCGAAGGAGGUCCUAUGGAAGAACGUCCAAUUGCCGUUGGCUACAAGACUGUCGAAAUCGUCUUUGGCGCUGGCAUUCGUGAUCGCAUUCACCAUUUUCUUCUCCAUUCCAGUCGGUAUUCUUGGUACAUGGAGCAAUGUCGCCAAGCUUGCCAAUGAGGUCAAAUGGCUCGAGUGGUUGAACAAGCUGCCAGACUGGGCACUGAGUCUACUGACUGGUCUGGUACCUCCCGCUUUGACCAGCUGGUUCGUCUCAUACGUGCCAAAGCUGUUCCGUCACAUCGCAAAGCUCUCAGGCGAGCCGACUGUACCACAAGCUGAGCUGAAGACGCAAGCAUGGAACUUUGUGUUUCAAGUCUUCCAAGUAUUUUUGGUCACUACGAUCUCCUCAGGAGCAGCUUCUGUAGUCCAGAAGAUCGCACAGCACCCGGAUCAAGCGCCUACUCUGCUCGCUGAGAAUCUGCCAACAGCCUCGAACUUCUACUUGACGUACUUCAUCCUGCAAGGCUUGGCAAGCCCUGCUUCGAACAUUCUGGACUACACAGAGACACUCGAGUACCUCUUCUACGAGCACUACUGGGACAAGACGCCUCGCGAGAAAUUUCAGACGUACGCUCAGAUGCGAGGGACGCCGUGGGGAGCGUGGUUUCCCAAGUUCACAAACUUCUUUGUGAUUGCAGUCGCGUAUGCUUGCAUUCAGCCCAUGAUCAUCGGCUUUGCAGCGAUCGGCCUGUUUUUGUAUUACAACACAUACCGAUACAGCCUGCUUUACGUUCGACAGACCAAGACUGACACGAAAGGCGAAGCAUACAGACGUGCUUUACAGCAGAUGCCAACAGGUCUGUACCUUGCAAUACUUUGCUUGAUUGGGUUGAUGGGCGCUCGCGGUGCCGCAGUCCAGACGGCGCUUAUGAUCACACUGCUUGUGAUCAUGGCAGUAGCGAACCUCAUUCUUGACAGGAUGCUCAAGCCGCUUGAGCUCUACUUGGGUGUCGACAAGUGGCAGGAGCAGGAGGUACCUCUACUGGCUGAGGAAGAGGGCAUUGACCCCAACGAUGAAGCGGCUUUGCACGCUGCAUCUCAUGGCCGACGCCUGGGUCUGAAUAUCUUGCCAGAUCCAGCUCCCCGCAAACUCAGCGACUUCUUUGAUUCGAUCGUCAGUGCUGCACGCGAUAAAGUACAGGCAUGGUUGGAUGAACCUGGUCCUAGCGAUGGCGACUCAGCGCAAUUGAGCGAAGCCGACAUCGCCAAAGCAUACACUGCGCCAGCCUUCACCUCGAAGACACCUAAACUUUGGAUACCGCGAGACACACUUGGUAUCUCGAAGCAAGAAAUCCAGCAGAACGACGCUGUUGGCCUUGACACGACUGACGACGCAGCUGAAGUUGACGAGAAUGGAAGGCUACACUGGAAUCACAAUUUCGAAGAUGUACCGAUCUUCUCAAAGUCAAAGGUAUUCUGA